Geodia barretti is the source of this 2334-nucleotide messenger RNA. NCBI's taxonomy places the organism in Eukaryota, Metazoa, Porifera, Demospongiae, Tetractinellida, Geodiidae. The record is from the annotation of a GenBank genome assembly.
ACCCACCUAGUACGUAUACCAGGUCGCCAGCAUGGAGGAUCUGGCAAGCGAGGAGUCGGAUAGCGAGGAGUCUGCGGUCGUGACCGAGUCGGCAAGCAGUAGAUAUGAAGUGCAUAGUGCGAGCAGGGCUAGGAGGGUUACUGCUAGGCAGAAGGCUAUUCUUGGUGCUCACUACAACGCUGGCAUGAAAGGUGUGGGUGAGCUGUAUUCCACGAGAAUGGCCUCUGCUGCAAGAGAAGCGGGACUUGAAGUUGAUCAAGUGAAGAAUUGGAUCAAGAAAAGGAAUUUUAUCAAAAGACACGCCAAAGUUCCUGAUUUAGCUUCUGGGGGUGCCAAAAGGCUAAAGCUAACUGCCUGCCAAGUUUUUAUGCAGGAUUUUGGAAAGACAAAGGGUGAGUAAAAGUGGUGCUAAUUGGCAGUAUUGUUUUUUAGAGGGGAAAGAACUGAUGAAAAAAGGAACAAAAGAUUUCUCACAAGUUGCAAGCAGCCACUACAAGGUCAUGACACCAGAUGAGAAAGAAGAUCUGGGAAAGCGCCGCUUGCAGAGCACUAAAAGCCUCUCUACAAGGGAGAUCAAACAGGAGGGGAGAAGUAUUUUCAAAAGCAUACACUUAAAAAAUACAAAGACUUCAAGAACUUGGGUAUUCUGCACUUGCUUUUGGUUGUUACAACAGAAGAUUCAAAGAUAUAUGCACACCCAAAAGUAAUCCAUUUUUUGACCUCUCUGGUUACUGCAAGUAAUCCUCCAAGUAUUGAAGAUGUUCUUUCUGAGGUUCUUUCGAGUAAACCCAAUCAAUCAUCUGUGAGAAAGAGUGCUGCAGGAGAGAUUGAGACCCCAGGUGGGCAGACUGCUCAGAAACGGGGGAAGAAGGAAACCAAGUCAUCUGUGAAGGCAAUCAUUCUUGAUUGUGCUGCAGGAGAGAUUGAGACCCCAGGUAGGCAGACUGCUCAGAAACGGGUGAAGAAGGAAACCAAGUCGUCUGUGAAGAGUGCUGCAGGAGAGAUUGAGACCCCAGGUGGGCAGACUGCUCAGAAACGGGGGAAGAAGGAAACCAAGUCAUCUGUGAAGAGUGCUGCAGGAGAGAUGAAGAAUGAAGUCGGUUUACUCUCCCUCCUUACAUCUGCUACUAGUAAUGCUACCGAUGAUGACAAAGGCAGUGAUGGCAAUAAUCAAGAUUCUUCUGAUAUGCUCGUUACUAGUUCACCUAUGAAAGAUGAACAAACGAACAUUUCCACUGACAAUCCUCCUGUUCUAUCCUUGACUGAAACUCAUCCUAUCGUUGUAUCUUCGAGCCCUGUAAAGGAGGAGCCAAACUACUGGAUCAAAGACCUUGAGCUAACGUUUAACGACAAGUUGAUUCUUUAAUCAUCCGCAUGGCUUAACGAUGCCUUGAUUUUUGCCAAACAAACCCUCCUGAAAAAGCAGAGUGAUGGAGUAUUGGGCUGGAAAAGUACCCAGUGCGCAAAAAGGGUUGGAAAGCAGAAAUUUCCCAUGAUUCCUCAACUUUUGUCCAAGUCCUCCAUGUCUCGAAUAAUCACUGGAUCACGGUUUCAAAUAUCAACAUCCACCUGGGUAAAACGGCACUUUAUCAAGAUAGUGUUUGUGUGUAUGAUAGUGGCUGGUCCCCAAACUUAAGUUUGAAGACCAAAGAGCUAAUAUGUGGAUUUAUUAAACCGCAGAAGGAUGUUUUACUUUUUGACAUAAUGAACGUUCAUGCGCAGCCUAAUCUAACAGACUGUGGUCUGUUUGCUGUUGCAUUUGUGACUGAACUAGUCUAUGGGAAAGAUCCAGUUCUUUGCAACUUUGACUGUUCUGCAAUGCGACUUCAUCUUUUGGGGAGCCUUGAAGCUGGAGUUGUUCAAAGAUUUCCAUGCACGAAGCAAAGACGUGUCCCAAUAGGAAGUCGAGUGAGGAAAAUAAUCAGGGAACAGAUCUUCUGUCAAUGUAGAAUGCCCAAUAAUAAAGAUAAAGCAAUGAUUGAAUGCAGCAAUUGCAAGAAGUGGUAUCACAAGGGAUGUGAGGGUAUUGAUACAGAAUAAACAUAUAAAGGAAAGCCAUGGAAGUGUUCAUCGUGCAUUGACUCACUCUAGGGCAUAUAUAUAAUACCGCUCAUAUAUACAUGACAUUCCAAUUACAGAACAGUAGAAUUUCAAUCUUCACUAUCAUCGUCACUCUCAUCAUCUGACUGUCUGAUUCAGGAUGAGGGUGAAGUUCCUCCUCGGAGAAGAGCUUUCUCAAUUUGCAUGUACAGUUCUUCACUACUGCGACAAAGAAGCAAGUAUGCUUCAAUCAGCUCUUCCUUCUUUUCUGAGUAACAUCUGGACCUAGGGGUA